AUGGAAAGGCCAAAUGCCGAGAUGGCUCUACCGGCAAGUAUUGGUGGAAGUGACUACUCUGAACUUCUGUAUACCCCUGAAUAUUUGUCCAGCUCUUCAGGAUGCCUCCGCGUGACUGAAGGGGUCGAACUUCCAGGCAGGAACCUUUGGAAGCCAGCUAAACAAUAUGUGCUUGGAGCGAGCAAGGAGGGUUGGAAGACGAGCAUUCCGGACGAUCACGACUAUGUCGAUAGGGUGUUUGCAAACGAGGCUAAGCGUCUUGAGGCUAUAAACUCAUAUCGUACGCAUGAUUCCCGAUUUCAAAGCAAUAUUCUUCCUCUCAUGUUUCAAUUUGGCAUUCGCUAUGCCCCCGACCCUUACCCAGCACCUGUCCCAGUAUCACGCAGUAUCAUGAUCACAGGGUUUCCUAAAUCCACACCUCUCAGCGAUAUCAUGGCGCGAAUCCGCGGAGGACAAGUAAUCUCAAUCACAACAGCCACGAGCCCUGAUCCCGUCGGACGAACUAUCAUAAUUGAAUUCAAGGAUAGCGUCGCAGCUUGGAAAUACGUUCACUACGUAGAAAGGGAGAUGCCAUUUAUAUUUUCUGCCAGUUCUAAGGUCACGCUAUUAAGGUCUCACAGCUAUCCUAUGAGGCUUGAUAUACAACGUGACGUAUCGAGUGGAAUCACUCGACUAGCGGUAUUUCUCAAUUUUGCAGAGAGUCGCUCCUUUGAAUUCCUUGACGACCUUAAAUCUAUGCUUGGAAGCCCAGAGGAUAUCCUAGAAGACUCGUGGAUCGAAAAGGGGGCCUUAUUUAUCCUCUUUAAGAGUGUGGCCACCGCUAAGAGUGUCUAUCAGCCACACGUCCCGAUUUCCGAAGAUGAAGAGUGUGAGGAUAAGGGGGGAGAGAAUGAAGUUUCGAGUCAAGCUGAGAAGAAGCAAGAGACGAUCCAGCGUAUCGUGAACCUACUUGACUCGCCCAUCCACGAAAUUAGUCACGAGAAAUUCCCUGUCCUAACCGAGUCUCCGACAAGAGCGCCCCAGGAGAAAUAUCCGCUUAUAGACAUCUCUAUAGACGAAGAUGGUGACGAGAAAAUGAUAUCAAAACAUACGCUACCGCAAAACGAUCCAGCCUACUACGAAUUGUUGCACCGCGACAGUUCUGAUCUAGUCCGCCUAUCCGAAGCCAACGCCAUCUUUCACGCUCAGCCUUUCCGAACUAUUCCCAAGGCAGAAAUGCGUGCGCGAUAUUCCGGUAUAUUUGGGUCCUAG
Daldinia childiae is the source of this 1251-nucleotide messenger RNA. RefSeq lists its product as uncharacterized. The transcript has 2 exons. The coding region runs from base 1 to 1251 and encodes 416 amino acids. Lineage: Eukaryota; Fungi; Ascomycota; Sordariomycetes; Xylariales; Hypoxylaceae. The record is from RefSeq and is a predicted model, not a curated record.